AAGCAAGCCUCGAUUUCAUCGAACAAAAAAAAAACAUAUAACCUGCUUUAUUUUCAUCUUCUGGAUUUCUCUCUCUCUCCACCCCCCGAGCUUUUAUCUCUCCGAAAUAUCUAAUCAAUGAGUGCUCUACCAAAUUCUUUGGUUCUAACAAAGAGUUCUUCAAUCCAUCUCCCAACUGGGGAUCAAUGUAUUAGAAGUGUGGGCUCCACCAACUUGUCAUGCAGUCCAUGUGCAGGAAAAGUACAAUUUCCCACUUCCAGAAGGGCACUUACAAUUCAAGCAGGGUAUAGGGACGGAGGCAGGCCCGGCAGCACUAGCAUCUUUGUCGGUGGGUUUGUUUUGGGAGGAUUGAUUGUUGGCACACUUGGUUGUGUGUAUGCACCUCAGAUCAGCAAGGCACUUGCCGGAGCUGACAAAAAGGAUUUAAUGAGGAAAUUGCCCAAAUUCAUAUAUGAUGAAGAGAAAGCUUUGGAGAGAACACGGAAAAUACUGGCUGAAAAGAUUGAACAGUUGAACUCUGCUAUAGAUGAUGUUUCUGCUCAGCUGCGACCUGAAGAUUCCCUGAACGGAGUGGCUGUGAACUCAGAUGAAGUUGAAACUGUCAUAUAAGACUGCUUAUACUGGAUUCAGAUGAGAUUAAGCAAUCACACGAGUGAUCCUGCAUUUGAUGUAUUGCAGGAUUAAAGUAAUAACUGGAUUCUUGUCAUCUUGUUUCGAUUCUUCUUCAAAUCCACAUGGUUGUGCUCUUUAAUGCCGCUGUUUUUAGCAUGAGUACGUAUUCAAUGAAACUCAAAUAAGUGCUCAAUGUUGGGCUGAUUAAAGCUGUUAUUACUUUAGCUGUGUGCCUAUGUAUCGUCUGGUACUUAACUGGUAUUUCAACUGGGCAGGUUUUUACAACCAGACCUCUGUUGUAGAACUUAAAUUUGAGAUGUAAACACAAAUGGGUAAAUGGUUCAAUCACUUUAGAACCAUGGUAAAGAGAAGAAGGGGGGGUUGUUAAUGAAAUGCUCGGUGGUUACAUGUUUUAAGGCAAUUUGUGUUUGACUUGUGCUUGGAUGUAACCGUUGGUUACCUAGUUAUGAGGAAGUCAUGGAUUUGGGUGCUUGAGAAUUCACCGUGGAUGUAAACACAUGGCAUAAAAGGGAUCCAUUACUCAGAAGGUGGGAUCCAUUGAAACUUAUUGAUUUCUUUUUUGGGGGAAGGUAACACAAAUUAUAUAACUGCUGUAUAAUGAUGAUGG
This is a messenger RNA of Ilex paraguariensis (yerba mate), 1240 nucleotides long. The record is from the annotation of a GenBank genome assembly. NCBI's taxonomy places the organism in Eukaryota, Viridiplantae, Streptophyta, Magnoliopsida, Aquifoliales, Aquifoliaceae.